CAAUACAUCUCAGCUUGAUCCUGUCUCGCUUUGCAAAAAAAAUCUGAAGGUCAUAAAUUCCAAUGUACUAUUCAGUUGUAGUACUCGUACUCGUACUCAUUAUCAUACCGUAAAGUACCUUAUCGACCCCUGCCGGACAAUACAUUCAUGACAUUUGAAACAACAUCAUGCUGGUUGUAAUUUUAUUGAUUGCAACGUAAUAGUCCGGGUAGAAUCAUUCGCAUCAAGUCCCAUCCGCUCAGUGGUCAAAAGAGAAAGAAGCUCAUUGAGUCACUGACUUCGAUAUCAUCCCAAGACAUGCUUCGAAUGAAUGGACUGGAUUGGAUAAAAUCGAAUCGAAUCAAAUCAAAUCAAAUCAAAUAGAAUCAUAUUCACACCCAUGGCAUCGAAACGACGAGAACGCAUCAACGCGUUUCUGCUGGUCAUCUUUCUGUUCAUAGCCGCAAACACAAGCUUCCUUUGUUACUAUGUAACGAAGAAGGAUGUCUCGGAGUGGGAGGGUCAUCUUCACGAGAACAUGAGGCUCCAUUACCAACUGCGCGACGAACCAGAGCAAAAAAGUGUGCACCAGAAACCCUCACAGCCACUUACGAACGACACGGGAACGACCAGCCAGCAUCAUCAGGAGCAGCAACCACGACCACAACAUCCACUUCUAAAUUGCACCCGCUACKGUGGUCCCUAUGAUUUCAACUCGUUGGACGAUAUGGUCUACUGGAAAGAAAUCCCAGAGGAUGCAACCUAUCAGUCCAAAUUUCACAAGGAUGGCGAUGAAGAACGCUUUCUCACUAUCGACACAGACCUUGGGGGCUUUAACAACCAGCGAAUGGUAUUUGAGAUAAACAUUGCUAUGGCAAUUGUCACGGGAAGAACCCUGGUCCUGCCUCGCGACCGAGUGGUUUCCCACAUCCAUACCGGGGACAAGUUUGCCAUGAAUUAUUUUUUUGACCUUCAAAAGAUUGCUUCCAGUUACCCCAAAGCCCUGAAACUCAUGAGUACUGACGACUAUAUUGCUCAAGAAGGCAGACCAGAAAAGCUCGACAUUCCGAGGGAUUUCUAUGGCUUUUCACUCAAGGCUGAUAAAAUCAUCAACGAUAUCAAGGAGAACCGCACCAAUCUGACCAGUAAUUACUACAGUCACCAUGACAUUUUUAUGGUGAAUAAUGCCGAAGAACUCCAAUGUAAUGUCUCCAAGCAUGGGAAGGAAUACUGUAGCAACUACACUGACUGGAUUGACCUCCGGCAUCGAGCAAAGCCCCGUAGAUUCCACCAGUAUUAUUUAGAUGAGUUUUUCCAUGACCAUCCAAAGGUGGUUUGCCCAAAGUGGGGCGCAAAAACUUGCGUUGCAACAAUUCCAGCCUUCAACAACAACGACAACAAUCACAUCAAUAAUGCAACUGCCAACAAACGCAACAACAACAUUAACAACAGCCCUGAUCGAUUCAAAGCCUGGACGAAGGACUUGAAGAGCGAAGACUAUUGGAAACGCCACAACAAGUAUGUUCGUAAUCCUCCCCUUGUGAAUGACCCACCAGAGAAGCGUCUCCCUGAGCUCUACCAGAAGCGAACCAGCCUCUGUGUCUAUGACCAAAAGAUGCAGCAAAGCAAAUACUAUCAUAUGCGGGACACAGCAGAUCAGGAGUCUAGGUCUAGGCUUCUUGGCCACUGGUAUGACUACAUUUUUUUUGAAGACUGGAAAGAAGACUUGUGGAUGAAGCGCUUCAUGAGGGACAAGCUCAAGUACAAUGACCUGCUCCAGUGUACGGCAGCCAAGAUUGUUGCUGACAUUCGCAAAACAUCCAAAACUCUAUACAAUCACUCUGAUGGCCAGUUUCACUCAAUGCAUGUCCGGAGGACAGACCUCACAACACUUUACAAGGAUUAUGAUAUUGACCGGAAUGCCUCGGAUAUCUACAACGACUUUUUAGAGCGCGACGUAGUCCCGAAAGAUAGUGUUGUGUUUGUGGCCACUGAUGAAGCUGACAAGCACUGGUUUGAUGUAUUUAGGGAAAACUACCAGAGGGUGUAUUUUCUGGAUGACUUUGUGGAGGACUAUUUGAAAGAUAUUCCAAAGGAAUACUAUGGCAUGAUUGACCAGCUGGUGGCCUCAAGAGGAGAGCACUUUGUUGGCACAUACUACUCAACCUUUACUGGCUAUAUCAACCGCCUGCGGGGCUACCACUCGCAGAAGCACUACAAUCCAAACCUAGUCAACUCAUUGAAAAAGCCCCCCAGAGAAGCCAAGGGGAUUAUUCCAAGCUGGUUCUACUCUCCAAAGAAAGUGAUUGAUUGGUAUCAGCAAUAUGCACCGGUGGGUUCAACCUUCUUUGAAAUGGAGUAUCCCCUCGCCUGGAGGAAUAUCGAUUUCGGCGUCGGCAUCGGCGCCGAUUCCCUUGCCUAGAAGAGAACCCAAUGCAAUUCGACGGAAACGGAGAGAAAUUCACUUCGGUUGCGACGCCAAUCUUACAGCUUAGGAAGAACUGAACAAACGAUACGAUACGAUACGAUACAAUACGAAUCGAUGCGAUGCGAUACAAUACGAAGCCACCACCAUCACCACCAAUUUCAUGGAACCGAGCCAACGAAACAAAUCUCGAUGCGGUACAAUCGUUACCUAUUUUGGAUGUCGAAUGAAGCACCAUCCGCUUGUUUGUGAUCCCCUGGCCGAGAGUUGGAAAGGAUCGUAAUACAAAGCACAGGGACAACCCUUCCCAAGUGAACUCACCACGAAGCUAGUAGGUUUGGUAUCCGAUCGAGCGAAACCGCACCUUCGACAUGGUUUUGAUUGCUUGCUAUGGAAAGUCAGUAAUUCACGGAUACUCCAGACGGCAAUAGAUAUUGCACAACCUUUUGGUUCUCUUUUUCGUUUCGAAUCCCCGAUCGUUCUCGAACGUGUAAGCGAUACAGAAUAUACCACCGACUAACGAACCAACCAGCAUACCUUCCGGUCCAACCAGAAUGGAAUUGUGUCUGGGUGCGAGUCGACGUAGCGGGAGGUGAAGCAGUCGGAAAACUUCUUGACAUGGAUUAAAAACACAACAUCGCCAUUUGGCCUUGCGGCAGAAUUUUUAUUUUCAGCAAACAGGAAGUAUUCGACAACGUACAUCGCGAUAAAUUUCUGAGCCUUUUUCGGGUGUAUUGAAAGUAUUACUUGUACUAGUAACUAUUGCUAGCAGCAGAACUAUGGUGCACACAGUAUUACAAUUUGAGAAUUGAAAAGCUAAGAAGUAUUACUACUAUAAGUGACAAUAAGGCAACUAUGGCGUA
Messenger RNA from Pseudo-nitzschia multistriata, 3267 nucleotides. NCBI's taxonomy places the organism in Eukaryota, Bacillariophyta, Bacillariophyceae, Bacillariales, Bacillariaceae. The record is from the annotation of a GenBank genome assembly.